This is a messenger RNA of Scatophagus argus, 5691 nucleotides long. RefSeq names its product xylulokinase homolog (H. influenzae) (gene xylb). Bases 93 to 1697 code for a protein of 534 amino acids. Gene Ontology annotation, biological process: D-xylose metabolic process; xylulose metabolic process. Lineage: Eukaryota; Metazoa; Chordata; Actinopteri; Scatophagidae. The transcript has 22 exons. Gene Ontology annotation, molecular function: D-xylulokinase activity. The record is from RefSeq and is a predicted model, not a curated record. Gene Ontology annotation, cellular component: cytosol.
CUGAUGUGUGUUUAUUAACGUUACUAAGAGGGUGUUACUGUCUCUUUAAACACUCAGCCUUCUUCCUCCCCUCCUCACCGUGUGUGUGUGUGAUGAUGGCCGCCGCUCAGGACUCUUCUCUUUAUCUGGGCUUCGACUUCAGCACGCAGCAGCUGAAGGUGGUGGCGAUCGAUGGAGACCUGAAUGUGGUUCACCAGAACAAUGUCCAGUUUGACUCUGAGCUACCUGAGUUCAGGACUCAGGGAGGAGUUCAUAUUCAUGCUGACAGACUGACCGUCACCUCUCCUGUACUGAUGUGGGUGAAGGCACUGGACCUGCUGUUGGACAAGAUGAAGAGGGCGGGGCUUGACUUCUCUCGUGUCAGAGCGUUGUCAGGCAGCGGCCAGCAACACGGCAGCGUGUACUGGAGAAGAGGAGCUUCUGAGACCCUGAAGCAGCUCGAUCCGGACCAGACCCUGCACCAGCUGCUGCAGGGCAGCUUCUCGGUGUCAAACUGUCCUGUGUGGAUGGACUCCAGCAGCAGUCAGCAGUGCCAGGACCUGCAGACAGCAGCAGGAGGAGCUCAGAGACUGGCAGAGAUCACCGGAUCCCGAGCCUACGAGCGUUUCACAGGAAACCAGAUCGCCAAACUGCGACUGACCCGACCGGACGACUACCGGGACACCGAGAGGGUCUCAUUGGUCAGCAGCUUCGCGGCCUCGCUCUUCCUCGGUGGUUACGCUGCCAUCGACUACAGCGACGGUUCAGGGAUGAAUCUGCUGGACAUCAGGACCAGAAACUGGUCUGAGAUCUGCCUGGAAAACACCGCUCCUCGUCUGGACCGAGUGCUGGGAGCUCCAGUGCCCUCCACGUCUGUACUGGGUCCCGUCUCCUCCUACUCUGUGCGUCGAUAUGGUUUCUCUGAGAGCUGCAGAGUGGUGGCUUUCACUGGAGACAACCCAGCGUCUCUGGCAGGAAUGAGGCUGCAGCCAGGAGACGUCGCUGUCAGUCUGGGUACCAGUGAUACGGUGUUUCUGUGGAUCCAGCAGCCUCGUCCAGCACUGGAGGGCCACAUCUUCUGCAACCCUGUUGACUGGCAGGCCUACAUGGCUCUGCUGUGCUUUAAGAAUGGAUCGCUGACGAGGGAACGAAUCAGGAACGAAUGUACUGGAGGAUCAUGGGAACACUUUUCUGCUGCCUUGAGAGACACGCCGCCUGGAAACAAUGGAAACACGGGCUUUUAUUUUGACACGAUGGAGAUCACACCUCCUGCAGUGGGAGUCCACCGCUUUGACCCGGACGACAACGAGGUGUCCUCACUGAGUCCUCAGGUGGAGGUCCGGGCUCUGGUGGAGGGUCAGUUCCUGUCCAGGAGGCUCCACGCUGAGAGGCUGGGAUACACCUUCACUUCAGGAACCAGAGUGCUGGCGACAGGAGGAGCCUCAUCGAACAAGGAGAUCCUGCAGGUUCUGUCUGAUGUGUUCAACGCUCCGGUUUACACCAUCGAUCUGUCCAACUCCGCCUGUCUGGGAUCAGCGUACCGAGCUCUGCACGGCCUGGUUGCGGAAUCUGGAGUCUCCUUCUUUGAUGUUGUGAAGAAAGCGCCUGAACCACAACUGGUCGCCACCCCACAUCCUUCAGCACAGGAGGUGUACGACCCCAUGCUGAAACGCUACGCCCGAUUGGAGGAGAGAGUCCUGCAGGUGACUCGCCCCUGAGCCGCGGCCACCAGUCAGAUCUCGAGACGAGACCACAACGUUUUCAGAAAGUGAAAUGCUGCAUCUGAUUUUGGUGUAAUAAGUUUUACUCGAGGACUUUGGAAACUCCUUUGAAUUUUAUUUGUGAUCAGUCAGAGCUGCUUGUCAGUAAAGUGUAAAGUGCUGGACUUUUCAGGGAUAUGUGAUGAAACAAUGAAAUCAGCCGCUGAAUUAAUGCAGAAUCCCAGGACAGUUUUCUCCAGGGACACUUUGAGAAACACUUUCUUCAUCCUCAUCCCUGAAUCCUUUCUGCUUUACCAUUUGUCCAAACUCUGUUUCCUCUGGUCAUGUAGCACCAGUUUCAAAGAUAUUUGCCUCGUUGUACAGCACAGACAGAAAUGCUUCUUAAAAACUCUCUGAGUGAAGGACUAUGAAGGAUGAGGUUUGAUGAGGUUUGAUGAGGUUUGAUGGGGUUUGAGGCUGAUCCAGAUAGCCACAUCAGCUUUCAGUUUUCGACUUUGGCUGUGGAUGAAGUUCACGUUGUGCUGCAGUGUGACACAUCAUGUGAAGGGAACUUUUUCCUGUGUGAUUUGCAGUACGUUAAAUGAUGUCAUGAUCACCACUUUGGUUAUUGGCUUUGUCAGUUAAACUUGGGAGCAGAACCAAACAGUGACAGAAGCUUUGGGCAUUUGAAAUACAAUCUGGCAUUGAAAUAUUUCUAUUUUAAGAAGCUCUACUAACACUCGAACAAAUCAGCCUUGACGUUCACAGACAUUAAAAAGUUAUUCCAUGUUAUGUUGCUUUGGUUUUGUUUUCAUUUGCGGUGUUAAAAUGCAUCGUCGAGCGUCGGCUUUUCCUGCGGGGCGAAACGGGUUUAAAAAAGCUGGACACAUGAAUUAAACCGGUGCUUCGAUUAAAUCUCAAACUGAUUUCAGCUCCCCUCUGCCUGAUGACAAGUUGCAGCGUGGCUGUAAUUUUGUUUUGCAGGCCUCAGCUGACCGAUAAGACGGCCGCAGCUUUUGAUUGGCUUUUGUUUAUCGGUUUUCCUGUCUGGUUUGCCGUCUUCAGCCUGCUGCAGCGCUGAGCUGCACGUCGGGUGUCUCGCUGCAGACGUGAAGACUUUAAAACUUGAACUGAAAUGAAAAAUGGCACCUUGUUAGCUUCCUCUCCUCUGGUGGCCCUUCUGUUUGGGCCCUCGGAAGUCAUCGUCGUCUCUCUGGUUCUGAUCUCUACGUCUGGUCCCACCUGCUCUAAAACCCCUCAAGAGUUGCCAUAAUGCAUAAAAACAAAAGUCUGCUCAUUUCUCAUUCAUUAUUUGCGUUCUGUAUCAUGAAUGCUUUGUGAAAUGAUAUCAGUCUGCAGCCUCGGGGCUCCUUCCACUAAUUAAUGAGGCUUAACUGUUAAAAAAAAGUCAUCAUUUGGAGAAUUAAUUUGAAUAAUGUGUUUCCCUAGGGAUUAAAAUCCUUCCCUGUAAUUCAUGAUUUAAUAUUUAUAAAAUAUUGAAGGCCCAGGUGAGGCGCCUGUUCUCAUUUUGUCACCUGCCGCCCUUUAAAAAAAAACUUUUAUCAUCAGUGCGUGAGGUCGUUUUUCAAACGCUGCAAAUCUUGUCAUGAACGCGAAUCAUCCAUCUGGCGCUGCGUCCCGACAGGAAGAAGAAGGAGGAGGCGCUCCUCCUCCUCCUUCUUCUGCAGGGGGCCAAAGUAAAACAACGUGAAGCAUUGAGAUUUCCCUUCUCUGGAAGUCAGGGGCCGAGCCUGAAAGCAACAAUAAAGAGUUGCGUCCCCAUACUUUUGUCCAUAUAGUGUACAUCACUUCCUGUCAGCCACAUCCGCUCUUUAAGCUCCACCCAAGUGUGACUACUGAUUAUGGUUCUGUUUAGUUCUUUCCAAACUUCCUCUGCCUCUGGCGUCUGAGAACUUUUCAUUAAAAUGAAGAAAUGUGAUUGGACUAUGUGUCUCCUCCCUCUUCCUGUAUCUUCUUCUCUUCCUCUUAAUUUGUGCAUAAAACGACGAACAACUUAAAGCGAAGCGCUGAGCUGAGCUGUGUGGAGCGACGAGGAGGGUGCUGGCUCAUCGCUGUGUCCUCCUCUUCUUCUGUGGUGGUUUGAUGGCACCGAGAGGAGAAUCAGCACCACCUGCUGUUUGUCUCCGCCAACCAGUGAGCUCAUCUUCACACAGCAGGAGGACGGACAUUCAUUCAAUGCCAUCCAUAUCCCCAGUAACCCCCUGAAGAAAUGCGACUGUGGUGGAGCUGCGUUAGUUCACAUCCAGAUUCUUAAGCCACACCAGAACUGGACCAGCCAGUCGGGAUGUUCGUACUGAUCUGAGGAAUGCCAAGCUUCAACGUCAACCCUCUGCUUCACGAUGGCCCGAAAGCUUCACUCGUAACAACAACCUCCAAACGCUAAAAGCUUGACCAAAGCUUGAGUCUGGUCCUGCGGUCGGUGCGUCCCUCAGGAGACGUAAAGCAGACGGACGUGCAGGGUGGAUGUGGGCUCUGCGGAUCCCUGAUGGUGUCCUUAUUCUCGAAGCAGCUUCUUACACUUUCUUAAAGGAGAAUUCCAGUGUUUUUUAAACCGUGUCCCCGUGUUUAUGUUGGUUAGUAAAUGAUUCAUACUUACCAGAGGGUUUGGAGUUGGUCCAGCAGAUCACAACUCAGAUCGUCAAAGUCACAGCUGCUAAAAGUGUUUCUUUGCACUUGUACCCAGGAUAUUUUGGCCUCAGGUUUGUACAGUGGGAGGAAGUGGAGCGUCAUCCAUCUUCAUAAGUGUCAGGGUCAGCCUCUGACACAACUCAGACUCCCUAUUGGAUAGACAUAUGCUUGAGACACUGAGAACCUGCCGGUGGACACUUCUUCACAUUGGCUUGUGCUGAGUGUGUGUGUGUGAGAGAGAGACAGAGUCCUGCUACCAAAGGUUCAGCUGAGGAGAGACGAUGCGCUCUGCAGAUCCAUCCUCAGAUGGUUUAUGUGUUUGUGUGUGUUUAAACUGAUCAAAGGAAGCCCUUUUGAUGUUCAGACACACACACACACACUCACACACUCUGGAUGAUAGAGGACAGAGCAACAUGUGACUGCGUGCACUGUGUAUUCCAGAUAUUUUGUUUGUGUGUUUGAAAUAAUUGGCUCCCAAAAGGCCCAAACGCAGGAAACAAAUUGCGGCGCAGCAGCGGAGACGGCGUGUUCGUCCCGGCUGCAUAUGUAAAUUUGUAUGCCGAAUGUGUGUCAGUGUUUGAGUCUGUGGCCAUUUGCAUAUUUGUGUGGAUAAUUUUGUGUGUGUGAGAUGAAUGGAUCCAGGAGUGUGUGUUUCAGCGAGGACGCCCGCCUCAGAUCGUAAUCCAGCUGUUAAUUACUUUCACAGGCAGGCGGAGGAAAAAGUGCGUGUGGACUUCAGACCUGGCAACCCGCCGUCUGAUGCUGAUUGAAGGGUUGGGCUCUAAAAUGAGACAUUCAGGGAUACCUGCACGCUGAGGAUAACUGACGGCAAAAGAUUUAAUGAGGGACUUUGUGAGAGGGCAGACGACAGCCUACAGAAGUGGAAACCUCUCGCCGACGUGAUCCCGCUCGUUAACUCCAGUCAGCCUCAGCACAGGAUGUUUCAUGUGCUCACGCGUCUCUGAGACUCUCUUAUUUUGAGUGCUUCCUGAUUGAGCUUCAGUGUCUGAAUAAGAAAUCUGAUAUGAAGCCGUUGUAGCAUCAAAACUAAGUGAAAUACACCAUAUAGACAAAAGUAACCAGACAGGGUUUGGGCUCGGCCCCUGAAUUCCAGUGCAGGGAAAUCUUAAUGCUUCAGCACACCAAGACGUGUUGGACAAUGCUAUGCUUCCAACUUUGUGGCAACAGUACUGACUUUAGAGACUCAAGUUCACUCUUUCAUCUCUUAGAGUCCUCAGUCACUGCAGGAGCAAAGAGACGUCCUCUGCUGUCAAACCCGCCACAGUUUGGACUUAUGAAGAAGCGUCUCAAAGCUUUCACUGUGUGUCUGCUGUGUUUUUUAAAUAAAGGUUUUUUAAAGUCA